This is a messenger RNA of Cooperia oncophora, 687 nucleotides long. NCBI's taxonomy places the organism in Eukaryota, Metazoa, Nematoda, Chromadorea, Rhabditida, Trichostrongylidae. The record is from the annotation of a GenBank genome assembly.
AUGGUUAAAAUUAAGACGAUGUUCAAAGCGCUACGGCGCUUGCACGGCCAGAAUCUGGAAAGCAGAGGUCUCAACGAUAUGACGGAAGCGUUUCAGUCAUUUGUCACUCGUGCACGAUUUUUUAGUGUGGGAAAGUUGAGACGAACCUGGUCCCAUUCUGCGGCCGAGUUCAUCAAAUAUCGACGUCUUCUGCCGAUGCUCCUAGCAGACGGACAGCACUUUGACUCGGCUGAAACAGAUGAUUUCGAUGCAUCGUUGGCCAAUUACGCAAAAUCAAAGGAGGAGCGGAAAAUCAUUGUGACAAACAUAUCACCUCGAGUGACACCAUCACAGCUUCAGUCGUUCUUCUCAAAAUUCGGAAAGGUGUCGCAUUGCUCGCUGCCACGAGAAGACAGACGAACUUCUAUGUUUGGCACGAUGCCGAAGUUUCUGAAAAACUGUGGCACAGCGACUUUGACAUUCAAAAAGGCUGAGGAUGCUGACAGAGCGAAAAAUGCUGCACCUGAAGAGCUCAAAUUUUAUGAUCAGUGUAUGGUCGUGGCACCGUAUGUCUCGAGACGAAAAGGCACAAAAGGUGUGAUACUUGCUGACGAAAGUAAAGACGAAACGUUUGAUCUAUCUCGUGCCUCUUCUAAUCAGUCACUGGCUUCGACUACAAUGUCAACGAGCGGCUUUGAGGUUAGUUAG